GCGCUGGAUAGUAAUUGUUUCGUAUUUUAUUUAUAUUUUCGUCGGUCGCCGUCGUUGCUGAGGUUGUUACGGAACUGAGAAGUGUGUUAUUUCCAUAUGUUUUAGCAUAUUUACAUGCGAGGAUGUGAUUUCCCUCUUCAGGGUGUAAAGCAGUACCAUGGUGUGGACCCGGGCUUUCCUCGUCCAAAUGAGACGCUCUGCUUCCAUGGGUACAUGAACUUAAGUUCCACCGGCCAGAUGCCUGUGAUGAAGGAGGUCGAUAUAAAUGAGAGCAACAGCAUGGCGAAGAGGGUUGCUCUCAUCAGCUUCCUGUCACUGGUCAUGCUUAUGAGUGUCCUGGGAAACCUGCUCGUCAUGGUGGCUGUAUGCAAGGAUCGGCAACUCAGGAAAAUUAAGACCAAUUACUUCAUAGUGUCGCUAGCCUUCGCCGACCUGCUGGUGUCAGUGCUGGUGAUGCCAUUCGGGGCCAUUGAGCUAAUCCAUCAGAACUGGAUCUAUGGUGAGACUUUUUGCCUGGUGCGCACCUCGCUGGACGUGCUGCUGACCACUGCCUCCAUCCUGCACCUGUGCUGCAUAUCUUUGGACAGGUACUAUGCCAUCUGUUGCCAGCCUCUGGUCUAUAGGAAUAAGAUGACACCAUUGCGAGUGGCUCUUAUGAUAGGAGGAUGCUGGAUUAUCCCAACUGUCAUAUCCUUCUUACCAAUAAUGCAAGGCUGGAACAGUAUUGGAAUAAAAGAUCUGAUAGAGGAGCGUCGGUUCAGCGGCAACUCCACAGUGUGCGUGUUUAUGGUGAACAAGCCGUACGCGCUGACCUGCUCGGUGGUGGCCUUCUACAUCCCUCUGAGCCUGAUGGUGCUCGCCUACCAGCGCAUCUACGUAACAGCACGCGAGCACGCCCGCCAGAUCAACAUGCUGCAGAGAGCAGGCGGCGCGGGCUCGACCGGCCUGGUGGGUAACGCCGGGCCCGAGAGCGCCGAGCAUCAGCGCAAUCACAGAAUGCGUACAGAGACCAAGGCAGCAAAGACGUUGUGCAUCAUCAUGGGCUGUUUCUGCCUGUGCUGGGCUCCAUUUUUCAUCACUAAUGUGGUGGACCCUUUCAUAGACUACACAGUGCCUGAGCAACUGUGGGCUGCCUGCCUGUGGCUGGGCUACAUAAACUCCAUGCUCAACCCCAUUCUAUACGCCUUCCUCAACAAGUCCUUCCGUCGUGCCUUCCUCAUCAUCCUCUGCUGUGGCCACCAGCGGUACAGACGGCCUUCCAUUCUCGCACCCAGAACACCAUGCGCAGCCACGCAGAUCAACGGCUCCACACAUGUUCUCAAAUAUUCAGUUCUUCACAAUGGAAACAAUCCUGAACAAGAAAAACUGUCGGUGCAAAAUGACACAGAGUCGCAGGAAUCCUGCUUCUGACCACAGCUUCCACUUAAUCAGAGCAGAACCAGGAAAGGUGCCAUAUCUCACCAUCCGCCCAUUCCUGCGGCACAGUAUCACACGAGGGACUCCAGUAACAGAUUACUGGUUGGUGGACUGAGAUUUACAGUAUGCGCCAAAUUCUAUUGAACAAUGUUGCCAAAGGUAUUUGAUUUCUUAUUUUAGGAUGUAAUUACAUGGGUUCCUAAUUUUCUUUGUUUC
Messenger RNA from Trichomycterus rosablanca, 1632 nucleotides. RefSeq names its product 5-hydroxytryptamine receptor 4 (gene htr4). Gene Ontology annotation, molecular function: G protein-coupled serotonin receptor activity. Gene Ontology annotation, biological process: regulation of appetite; adenylate cyclase-activating adrenergic receptor signaling pathway; chemical synaptic transmission. The coding region runs from base 115 to 1410 and encodes 431 amino acids. NCBI's taxonomy places the organism in Eukaryota, Metazoa, Chordata, Actinopteri, Siluriformes, Trichomycteridae. The transcript has 7 exons. The record is from RefSeq and is a predicted model, not a curated record. Gene Ontology annotation, cellular component: plasma membrane.